UUUUCGUUAGAAGCACCAAGAACAACGCUGAGAUACAAAUUUCUCCAUUUGAUAUUUUCUCGGCGACCAAACAGAAAACAGGGGAAAAGAAAAGUAAUACAAACUCCAGAAAUUCUUCACUGAAAAGGAAAAUGAAAGAAAAUAGCGUUGCAAGUACUACAACAACGCCAACAAACAGCAGCAACAAUUCGACGCAGGAGCUUGCAUCGGAGGGCCUAAAACAUCUAGAAGAAACCAUUGAAGCCGCUUUUCAGAUCCUGUCUUCCAUGAACGACGAGCUUUGCAACCCUGACUUAUGGUCCACCAGUCCCACUACCAAGGCCGCCGCCACUAACGAGCCUUCUCUCUCCAUCGGCGCCGUUUUAGGCAACGGUGAUUCGUCCUCCGACGGAGGUGGCGGCCAUCACUUGGAGAUGGGUGGAGCUGGAGGUAGUGGCAAUGGCUCCCUCGAUGAGGCUCGCCUUAGGUAUAAGAACUCCGUCGCUGCUCUUCGCACCGUGCUCUCCGCUAUUCCCAAUUCUCAAAAGGCAAAAGAAUUUGAAACGGGUUCAACUGCGAGUAGCCCUGCAGAUGAAGCAGAUAUCGAGAAGUUGGAAGAGCAAUCCUCGAAUCUCAGGAAGGAGCUUGCAAACAAGAAUGAAUAUAUAAAGCGUCUAAUUGAUCAACUACGGGAGCUUAUCACAGAUGUAUCGACUUGGCAAAGUCCUUGUUCCAUGUAAAACUCGGACAAUAAUCGAGUUAUCUGGGCUGCUGAUACCCUCGGAGGUAAACAUGAACCCAGAUAUCUGCAUUGAGUGAUCACAUUGUUGUCUUUACUUCAGUCAUUCUAUUUGAUGUCAUAUUAGGUUUAUCCAGAUCUCUUUGAUUGACAUUGAACUGCAUUUUCUUGUUGUUAGUUAUUGGAAUUUGAA
Hibiscus syriacus is the source of this 911-nucleotide messenger RNA. Its product is annotated as mediator of RNA polymerase II transcription subunit 30-like. NCBI's taxonomy places the organism in Eukaryota, Viridiplantae, Streptophyta, Magnoliopsida, Malvales, Malvaceae. The transcript has 3 exons. The record is from RefSeq and is a predicted model, not a curated record. Bases 132 to 719 code for a protein of 195 amino acids. Gene Ontology annotation, cellular component: mediator complex.